AUGUCUGGGGACAUUAAUGUUGCAGUUGCGUCAUUCAUCGAUCGAUUGAAGAGACGACAAGUUUACGGAUCUUACCAAGUUUCUUUGGAGACACUUCAGUUGCUGAAACGGUUUGUCUCUGCUGCAAGAUGGUCAGGUAUUGACGACUUGAUUGCACAGCUCCGAGAGCUGGGCACUAGAUUGGGCAAAGCCCAGCCCACAGAGUUCACCUGCGGAAACAUCAUCAGAAGAGUGCUGGCGCUGAUCAGAGACGAAGUGGAAGAUGAGGCGGCUCUGCAGAACCAGCUGCGCAAAACAGCUGAACCUAUGAUCUCGUCGAUGUUCAGUUUGCUGCAAAAACCAGUCGUAGCAUCGUCGACGUCGUUGUCGUCGUCGUCCUCUUCGUCGUCAUCGUCGCCAUCUGAUGCCGCUGGGAGCACUGGACAGCAGCAGCAUCAGCAGAGCUCGUCUUCAAACGAGCACCCAAAGGCAGACAUGCGUCAGAUCAUUAUCCAGGGCAUCAAAGAUCUCAUAGACGAAAUCACAAACAUCGACGACGGCAUCCAACAGAUCGCCAUCGAUCUCAUUCACGACCGCGAAAUUCUGCUGACACCAACUCCAGACUCGAAAACGGUUCUCAAAUUCCUUAUCAAGGCCCGUGAGCGCAACAAUAGAAACUUUACCGUGCUCGUGACGGAAGGAUAUCCCAAUAACACGCAGGUCGCUCAUCAAUUUGCGAAAAAGCUCUCUGAACACGGUGUGGAAACAACUGUCAUUCCGGACACUGCGGUGUUCGCGCUCAUGAGUCGAGUGGGUAAAGUCAUCAUUGGCGCAAAGACAGUUUUCACCAACGGUGGGACCAUCUCGUCCACUGCUGGUGUUUCUUCAGUUUGCGAGUGUGCCCGUGAGUUCAAAACGCCUGUUUUCGCUGUAGCUGGUCUAUACAAGCUCUCACCUCUGUACCCCUUCGACAUCGAGAAGUUUGUUGAAGUGGGUGGCUCGCAGCGCGUUUUGCCCACCAUGGAGAAUCACCGUGUCGGAAACCACAACAGGCUAGAUACCGUGAAUCCUAUUGCUGACUACGUGCCGCCUGAGAACAUUGACAUCUACAUCACCAAUAUUGGUGGGUUCGCUCCCAGCUUCAUCUACCGUGUGGUUUGGGACAACUACAAACAACAGGAUGUGAACCUGGAAGACUGA
Lachancea meyersii CBS 8951 is the source of this 1179-nucleotide messenger RNA. Lineage: Eukaryota; Fungi; Ascomycota; Saccharomycetes; Saccharomycetales; Saccharomycetaceae. The record is from the annotation of a GenBank genome assembly.